Messenger RNA from Hansenula anomala, 1494 nucleotides. RefSeq lists its product as uncharacterized. The record is from RefSeq and is a predicted model, not a curated record. Lineage: Eukaryota; Fungi; Ascomycota; Saccharomycetes; Phaffomycetales; Wickerhamomycetaceae. The transcript has a single exon. Bases 1 to 1494 code for a protein of 497 amino acids.
AUGCAUAUUUUUAAAGUUUCAGUACUAGCACUUUGUGCAGUUGGUACUAAAGGUUUACCCGUGAAAAUUGACAGACCAAGCAACACUUCCUCAACUGCCCCAAGUGUUUAUACCGAGUACCCAAACUUUACAGAUACACCAACUAUCAAACUACCAGGCAUCAAUGAAACUUAUCCAGACUUCAAAGAUACUCCUACAAUUGUUUUACCAGCCCCUGAAGAGUCUGCUGAUGUUCCAAACUUUGUUGAUACUCCAACAAUUGUUUUACCCGAGCCAGCAAACACCAGCUCUCCAAAUGCAACACCAAAACCGCAUACUUACUCAUAUCCAGCUCUCAACUUAACAGACAUUGACCUUUCAGAUGAAAAUAAUAUUACUUUUGAAGCAAACGGUUUGAUUGAUUCAAAUGCCAAAUCUUUUUGGAAAAGUGUUGAAAAGUUGACAAAGAAAGAUGAAAUUUACAAAAGCAUGGCGAAGGAUACAGGAAUUAUCCCAGCUGAAGCUAUGAAAAAGUUCAACAAAGCUGUAAAGAUUAUUGAAAGAAAAGAAAAGACAGUCAAAUGUAAGCUUGCACCAAAUGAUUUCAAAGGUCUUUGUCUCAAUUCCAAGAAUCAAGUUGUUUACAGAAACAAUAAUAGGGCUUCAAAGCAUCUUUACAGAAGUGUCUUUAUGCCAAUUCAUGGCUACAUGACAAUGAAAGUUACCCAUCUUGUCCAAUAUUAUGUCUGUAACUGGUCAAUAUUUGAUCCAAUUAGAGAUUAUUUUCAUUGUAACUUGUGGAAAUAUGAAAAACAGUUGACUGAAGUUAUCUUUGGAGGGUUGUUGUCAUAUGGUUAUCAAGAGUUUACAGGGAAGCCAUUUUAUGCUAGAGCUGCCAAAUUGAUUAACGGCUACGCUAAAGUGGGCUAUACAUUUGCUGGUUAUAAUGCUGUCAGUCACACUGGUGAAGUUGUUCCUUUGAAAGAUAUCCCUAAAGAUUUCGAUUUGAGCUAUGUCUUCUCAAAUUACGGUGAUCCAGAUGGUAGAAAUGCUUCAUUAGCCAUUUUCCCAGGUAAUAAAGAUUCUGAGCUUGGAUUCAGUUUCAUUUCCAAGCCAUGGGAUCCUGCUCCAAAGACUAUCGCUGAAAGCGGUUCAUGGUUUGAAAUGGAGAAAUACCACUGGCAUUAUGUUAUGAAGAUUGAUACAGAAGAAAUUAACUACCAGUUGGACAAAAUCAGUCCAGAAGAGUUAUUCCAUCAAGUGAAGACCAAAGUUAUUGAUUUAAAAGAUUAUUUGUAUUAUGGUGGUGGUUUGCUUGCUAAUAAACAUAACAUUUUUUUAAAAGUUGAUGAUCUUGGUGAUGACGAAACUGAUCUUUCAGAUGAUGUGUUCAAGUCUGUUUUCAACUCAGAUUCUGAAGAGGUUUUCAGUGUUAACUUCCAUGGUAUCAUCAUUCGUGUUUCACUUGAAGAAGAUUCAAAACACACUGUUAAUUGGGACCGUAUGACGAUUUAG